Molecule: messenger RNA, 2256 nt
Organism: Aspergillus calidoustus
Lineage: Eukaryota; Fungi; Ascomycota; Eurotiomycetes; Eurotiales; Aspergillaceae
Source: the annotation of a GenBank genome assembly
AUGGGCAUUAAAGGACUUCAUGGCCUUCUCAAAUCAAUCCAGAAACCAUGCCACCUGAAGAAGUUCAGUGGGCAAACCCUAGGGGUGGACGCAUAUGGGUGGUUACAUCGUGGAACGGUUGCUUGUGCCGUUGAUCUGGUGCUGGAUAGGCCCACGACCAAGCACAUUGAUUUCGUCCUAAGCCGAGUCCGCAUGCUUUUGUACUUUGGGGUUUCGCCCUAUCUUGUUUUCGAUGGUGAUGAUUUACCAAGCAAAUCUGGUACGGAGCUGGACCGACAGCAGAGACGCAGGGAGAGUAAGGCUCUCGGGUUGGAGCUCUACCGGAAAGGACGAAAUGCAGAGGCGUACCAAGAACUUCAGAAAGCCGUCGACGUGACACCGGUGAUGGCGCGCCAGUUAAUUGAAGAACUGAAGAAACUGGAUGUGCAAUAUGUGGUUGCUCCGUAUGAAGCUGAUGCACAACUGGUAUAUCUGGAGCAACACGGCUUUAUUGACGGCAUCAUCUCUGAGGACUCCGAUUUGCUUGUGUUUGGUGCAAGGCGACUGCUAUCCAAGCUUGAUCAGCACGGCGACUGCAUUGAGAUUAACCGAGCUGAUUUCAGUGCCUGUCGAGAAGUCAGCUUUGUAGGUUGGACGGACGCUGAAUUCAGACGCAUGUGUAUCCUCAGCGGCUGCGACUACUUGCCCAACAUUUCUCGGAUUGGGCUAAAAACCGCCUAUCGCAGCAUUCGAAAGUUCAAGAAUGUGGAAAAGGCUCUCCGGAUGUUACAGUACGAGGGCCAGUACCAUGUCCCCGCUGAUUACCUCCAGAAUUUCAAGCAGGCUGAACUUACGUUUCUGUACCAGCGCGUGUUCUGCCCGAAGGCUGGUAAACUUGUGACAUUGACGCCGCCUGAGGAAGGUGUGAACAUCGAAGAACUUGCAUUCAUUGGUGAUGACAUGAACCCUGAGACUGCUGUCGGAGUCGCUCGCGGCGAUCUGGACCCCACAACAAAAGAAACGCUUGAAUUGAAGCCACUGGAUUCCAUCAAAGCGGAGCACAAGAAGAUGCUUCCUUCGUUGGAUCGGCGGCAAACUCUUGGCUCGUUAUCCGAACUCAAACCAUCGAAGCCUAUCAAUUCAUUCUUCACCCCUAAACGCGUUCCACUUGCCGAGUUGGACCCAAACAGCCUUACACCUUCGCCGAGCCAACAACGACUGCUUCAGCGUCAUGCAAAUACCUCCUGGGACGCUAGCCCUGCUCAAUCCCAGCCACUAGGCGCGAGAUCUGCUCCUACAACCGGGCCGGUCAAUAGACUCUCGAGUCCACUUGUGAGAAGUGCAGAGCGGUCUUCGUUUUUAGCGCGCGCUUCGAAGUUAUCAACCCUGCAGCCUGCCAAACGCCAAAGGCUGUGCUCGGAGACUGAUGAAGCUAGCCCCGUCAGUACACCAGGAGGCCGCAGCCGCUUCUUUGCAGUCGGUUCGAGCGAGUGUACCCCUAGUGGAGGACAAAAGUCUACUCGCACCAAAAAAGCGCGCAAGUCUACGCUAGAUGUUUUCUCGGACGAUGUGGCGGAAGACAUCAUGUCGCAACUUGUCGACCCGAGUCAAGCACCUGAGAAGCAGGAUUGCUGCGAAUCUUCGAAAGUUCCUAGCAAGAAUACCGAGGCAAAUAGCGAAGAAGUCCAGACUCCGGCGACCCUGAAAGAUGCAGCCGUUAGCGCGCAGGCCAAUCGCAAGGAACAAAUCCUCAAUAGCUCGGUUGAUUGCGAGACGCAGUCUAAAACAGUGAGCGCAGACUCUGACCCUCAAGUUUUCCAUCAGGUGCUCGACUAUCACAUCAAAACACAAAAUUCUGCGAUACUCUCAAAAUACCGCUUCAAGGCUGAUGCUAAUGCGACUAGCUUUAACCUAGAGGCCUCAGCCGUAAGGGCACCGGGAACUGGACCGGUGCCAAAACUGGGUAGUAACUUGCUCAGAACCUCUCAACCCAAGAGGCUCACGCCCUUGCAACGUCUAGGUCAAAAUGCUUUGGCAAGGUCACGAUCCAUGAAUAGCAUGCCUACAUCUCCUUUGACAUGGAGCACUUCGGCUGCAAGUGAGAAAAGACUCUCUUUAACCCCAAGCGAUCCGAGUCCUGCACCCAGUCAGGGUAGCGAAGAUCUGAUAGUCCCAGAUAGCGAAGAGGAAGACAAGGGUGAUGAAGAUGGCGACGAUACUAGUCGAGCAAGGCUGGCAGCUUUGGAUCUCAAGCGAUUCUCUUUCACGACUAAGUAG